Motacilla alba alba is the source of this 6577-nucleotide messenger RNA. RefSeq names its product S100P binding protein (gene S100PBP). NCBI's taxonomy places the organism in Eukaryota, Metazoa, Chordata, Aves, Passeriformes, Motacillidae. The coding region runs from base 378 to 1742 and encodes 454 amino acids. Gene Ontology annotation, molecular function: calcium-dependent protein binding. The record is from RefSeq and is a predicted model, not a curated record. The transcript has 4 exons.
CUUCUGCAGUUUAAAGCUGUGAGCUGGGAUUCCUGGGGUCUGCUGUGAGGCACUGGCAGCAGUUUGGGAGGAGAGGGCACAGCCCGAGGGGGUUUCCAAUCCUCGGGGUUUCCUGCUUGAGGGAGCACUCAGGGAUGAAGGAUUGGUUGGGACCUAAAACAGUCAAGAACGGAGAUCAAAUUGUGGUGGUUUUGCCUCCCCUGGUAAAUUCCAGCACUUUUGGGAAACAGCUGAGCUCCUUUCACUGAGGACGUUGCUUUUGCUGGCAGGUUGGAGCUGACUCCUGCUGAUUCCUCCUCUGGAAGGGCCGAUCGAAGGCCAGCAGCAGCAGAUGAGCCUGUAGAGCUGGAAGCAGAGCUGCGGGAAGCCACAGAGGCAUGGCAGAGAGCUGCCCUCCCUCCCCUGGGCCCCGGCAGGGAUGCAGGCAGGAGCGAGCCCCCAGGGCCAAGAGGCUCUCGGAUUGCAGCGCGCAGCUGCAGGCCCUGCAGGCGGCCAAGAAAGCCUGCGUGCUGAGCCGCGACUGCAGCACUCCAAAGCCGGCAGGACACCCUCUGCUCCCUUCCCCGGGCUCUGCCUGCUCCCUUUUCCUGGAUGAGAGCGGGCAGGACGAGCUCGGGGCCGGUUUUUGUGUCCCCAAGUACGACGACGUGGCCAUUUCCCUGGACGUCAGCAGGUGCUUCGACGACAGCGAGCUGGACGAUUCCCUGCUGGAGCUGUCGGGCAGCGAGAAAGGGAAUUCUCCCUUCGAUUACACCGAGGAAGAGAUCCAGGAAAUCUUGGCAGAUGAUUCCACGGAAGCUGAGCAGCAGCAGCAGCACCUCGCUGGUGGAAGCCACCCGAGCCAAAGCGAGAGUGGGAAGAGCGAGCAGGCCCAGAGCGGCGGCUGCACCGCGGGGACGUCGCUCAGCGAGGCGGCCUCAGAGGUCACACAGCCAGCAAAGCAACCCCAGGAGCAUCCCUCUGGGUGUGCUCCUGGCUCUUUGAGCGGCGCUGCUGCUCUGGAUGGGGCUCAGAGGCUGCAGCAGGAGCUGGACCUUGACCUGCAGGAGCUGCUGAGCCUGAGCCCGUUCGCCGCCGCCUGCGCCGAAGAGGCUCUGGAGGAAAACAACCUGGAAAGAGAAGCUUUGGAUGCCAUGAUAGAUGAUUGCUUGGGGUAUUCCACCGCUGCUGGGAGCUGCGUUCCUGAAAAAUCCUCUGAAAGGGUGGUGGCUAAAGGGCAGGAAAGCCUGGCUCAGGAUUGCCCGGGAAAAUCCGUGCCCUCAUCCGGCCAGAGCACAGGGGAUGAGAGUCCAGCAUCUGCGUUGCCGCCCAAAAAAGAACUUCCCAAAGCACCAACGAGCUGUUUGUCAAGGAAAUCAGGCUCUCCAGAGGAUGCUGAAGGGGAAUCCAGAAGAGCUGAGCAGGCACCAGGCAGCACUAAAUUAAGGGACACAGCUGUAGGCCAGAGUGGGCAGGAAGAGCCACCCAGUGGGAAGAAAAGUGGCAAAGUAAUUCCUGUCCCACAGGAGAAGGAAGAAAGGCCAAAACAACGGAGCUGCAUUUCAGAAGCACAGCCUGAGCAAAAGAGACGUUUCUCUCCAGGCUGUGCCAAUCCAAGUGAGGAAAAGUGUGGCUAUUACCUCAGAGUCCGAAAUCUCCCAUCCCCCAGACCUGUGUGUCCCAGCCCUCCCCGAUUCCGCCGCACCUGGGGCCCUUUUGGCAGGAGCAGGUCAGAACCUCCGCUUUUCACCAAGAAAUCCUGAGCCCUGGAGAUGAUCCUUCAUCCCUUCCCCGUGCUGAGGACCCCUCCCAGCCUUCCAUUAAAUGUUUUCCUCGUUAUUGUUGGACUUUAAUUGGAGAGAGAGGAGCCCCACACAUGCUUUACAGCUCGUCCCUGGCUUCACCGUGAGGAAGAGGAGGCCCCCCUGCUUCCCUGUGAGUUGGAUUCCCUGUGGGAGCUGUGGCGUGGAUGGGAGGGGUGAGGAAAAGAGCAGGGAGAAGGUUUGUUCCAUCCACCGUCACCUGGGAAUGGGGAGGAUGCUGAAUAUUGGGGUGUCCAAACCUUGGGGUGUCCGGUAGGAUCAGGGAGGUACCCAGGCCACAAAGGCAUCACUGAAGGGAAGGAGGAACCUGUGGGAAUGUCGCAUCCUUGGGGUCACCUCAGGCCAGCCAAGUCCAGGCCACAGGUCUGGAAUUAAAGUGUAUUUUAUGGAUUUAUCUCUUCAUCCAAGGGGUCCCCAAAACCCCCUGAAUUCACCUCUCCCGUGGAGGUGCUUGGAAUUGCAUCCUUCCCGAGGCUGUGCUGUAUUCCCAGCCUUUCCCAAUCCACUCAGCUCCUCUCCCAAGCAGCUCCUUCCCUGCUGGGAAGGGCUUGAGCUGCCUCAAAGCCCCAGGGACACGGUCUGGGGAGCUGAGGCUCUGAAGCAGCUCAUUCCCUGCUUUCCAGCUGCCCCUUCCUGCAGCAAGCAGUGAACCCCAGCCUUAAUUCCCUGCUUUCUGCACCACAACCUUCUCUGGAGAUGCGGGAGAUGAAAGGACACGACCUGAAAGGAGCAUCCCUAAAAUCCUUGUGUGAUGUUUUCUGCCCAUUCCCCAAAUGUGGAUUCACACGGAGCUGCUUUUGCUGCUGCUCUGAGCUCUCCCAGCAUGGAUCCCAUCCGUGGCUGUAAUUGCUUGUGGGUUUUAUGGGGUGUGUGGGAAGGGCUGGCGCAUUGCUCAGCAUUCCCAAAGGUUUUAAUGAAGGGAGCCCCAGGGGAAUGUGUGGGAGCAGGGAUCAUUCCUGCCCCCAGCCCCGCGGGAAGCAGAGCUGCUUGCUAAGAUCCAGAGAUUUCAAAGAGCAGAGAGGCCAACUGGUGGUUCUUCGGCUGGGAAAGAGGCAAUUAUUCCCUGCUGACCUCUCACUUCCCUAUAAAAAUGGGAUAUUAAUAGGCCACCAGCCCCCUCCUGCCCAGCCCUUGGCUCUGUGGCUGAUUCCCCAGGGAGCAGCUGCCCAAACGUGCUGGAAAUGCUGCCAGGAGCGUGGAGCCUUUUCAGGGAGCACGGAGACUGUGGCCAGCCAACCGUUGGGAAUUCCUUGGGGCUGAAGGAAGGAAUAUUUCUACCCUGGAAAGUCCAGGCAGGAUUCUCUCAGAUCUUCCCAAUGCCACGGUUUGGGUUUAAGUGCUGCCAACUCAGAGCAGAGUCGUUCCCAUCGUGGCGUGUUUUAUCCAGGAUCUAAAUAUCCACGGAGAACUGGGUACCACAGGCUUUUCCAGCUCCUCUUAUCCCACACCUCUGCAGUAUCAGAGCAAUCAGAGGGGGUGAGGAAGCCUGGGAAUUUCCUGGGCAGUGCUGGAUGCUGACACCAGACCUCUCCCAGGAUUUUGCUGCCUGCUCCCAGCCCAGCUCUGCUCUCGUAUCCCACUUUUUACUGCAGGCAGAAAGGUUUGCAGCUUCAUUGCUCAAUACAUUCCUGCUUUUAACUGAAUUAUACUCGACCCAGGCCCUAAUUCAGCCUUUGGGCACUUCAUGAACCAGCAAGAGUUUGUUUAGCAAUGAACAUCCAAAGGGUGAGGAUGGAUCCAGGAGCAGCACGUGGAUGGCACUGCCACGGAGUGCGUGCCUAAUCACUGCCAGCACAUCUCUCUGGGAGGAAUCUCCCUUUCCCACAAGCAGAUUGCCAGCAGGACGCAGUGUUUGGAAGAGGAUGGCUCAACCUUGGCUGCCUCUCACAGCACCAUCCCUGCUGAGAGCCUGACACCGGGGUGAGGAACCUCCACAUCCCAAUUAAAUCCCUCCCACGCCGAGCCAGGAAUCAAUAAAGUGCUUCGCCAGGCAGGAAUCUCCCCGGCCUCUGGGAUGGAGGGAGAGGCCUGCAAUGGGCUGGUUUGUUGUUUCCAAAUUGCUGAGAGACCUUUUGCUGCUCUCAUGAGCCUGCUGAGCUUGCUGCUCACCCUGAUCCACGGGUGAUCCCAGCUCCCCGGGCUCGGGGGAGCUCAUCCAGCUCGGACAAGCUGGGGAUCGGCACCUGGACUCACAUUGGUGCCUUUGCUUUGCUCUCCUUCUCCCCACGAGGCCGGGGGGCUGCCUAGGGAGGGGGUGAGGCUGGUUUGAAGCAGCUCAGGGGGUGAGGACACGCUUCAGAAUCCAGCCAGGGGGGUUUGGCACCUUUUUGGGCAGCUGAGGUGGGGGAGCUGUGAAGGGGCUCCUCAAACUGGAGCUUGUCCAGCUCCCGAGGGCUGGCCCAGAGCUGUGCUGGCAGGGGACGUUUUACCUGAGCUGUGUCACCUCUGCUCUCCAUCUCACAAAAAUAAACCUGACCUGAGCUGCUCUACGGGCUGGCACCUCACGGUGAGGCUGUUUGCAAGUCACAAAGGCUCUUGUGGCCUAUUUUGGGGUCUUCCACCAUCACCCCACUGCUCUUUGAGCCUCAGCAGUGCCCCGAGCCCAGCCCAGCUCCCCUCUCUUCAUUAGCUCAGCCUAACGAGGAGAGGACUGCUGGCAGAGCAGGGGCAAAAUGAAAUCCUAUUCCUGACUUGCCAACCACCCUGAGUGUUUCCUCAGGGACCUUCUGGAGCAGUGGGAGUGAUGGGAGGGCAUCACCCACCCAGGUGGGAUUUGGGGUUGCCAAGGAGCAUUGGUGUGAAGAUUAUUUCUCAACCACCUCGUCCUCCUGCUCCCACUUGCCCUCCUCACUCACCUUGGCAUCACCUUGGCAAAAAAUGGUCCUGCCUGGCCAAAAUCCCUGAAUUCAGAGCAGGGCCUGUGCUCCGUGCCACUCACCAGCCCUUGCCCUGGCAUUGCCAGGGGGGAAUUUGCACCAGUCCCUCCUGGGAAUGACAGCUUUAAUCUCUCAUGACAGGAAUGAUUUUAAACCCACUCACACAAGCUCUGGGUCCAAAGGGGGCAGACCCUGGAGCCUCCAUCCCUGCCUGGGAAUGAUUUCCUCCCCGUGGGCUUUUCCAAUGACUCUCACUUCCCUAUAAAAGUGGGAUAUUAAUAGACCAGCCCCCUCCUGCCAUGGCUUGGCUCUGUGCUGAUUCCCCGGGGAGCAGCUGCCCAAACGUGCUGGAAACGCUGCCAGGAGUGCCAAGGCUUGCGUGCCUUGGUGGCCUUGUGGCCACAUCCUCGGCAGGGCUGGGGACACGGAGCUGGUGGUGACGCUGCUGCUGCCUCUGUGUGACCUUGGGAAAAUCACUCUGUGCCCUCAUCCCUGUGUUCCUGCUCUGGAAAACAGGGCCAGCACAAACCCUCUGCCUCUCCUGGGUGCAGGGAGAGCCUGUCAGGACCCUUGGCACGGGUGGCACAGGAGGAGGAGGCAGUGGGGCGUGCGUGGCACCACCCCAAAGUCACAGAGCUCACCGUGAGCUCCUGGGAAGGUGGCACAGGCACCUCCCGGCCCAGGCAGGAGCAGGAGGUGGGUAUGGGCAGGGACACAACUCCCUGUUUACUCUGGGAUGCCAAGCGAGGUGAUCCAAGGAUAAGGAAGAGCAGGGAAGUGGCCCAGUUUACAGAAACCCCGAGUGCUGUCACAACUGCAGACGCCUCCAUUGUGCCGUGGUGUUUUCCUCAUGGCUCCCUCGUUCCCUUUGGGAAUAUUUCAUUGAUCUCCCCGGGUCUGGCACUUGUGAAACAGCAACUUCAGGAGCCGAUGCCUGGCCAAGGAUGGGUGGCAGAGCUGAAGGCAUCUGGGGCUUGCUGCAGCCCAAAAUGUAACUCCAGCAACUCCCAGGGAUGGCUGGAGAGAAGGAAUUUCCACUCCCUGGAGCUCUGCAUCCCUAAUAAUCACCCCCAGGCUCCUGGAAUGCAAGAUAUCCUGGCAAUCAGCAGGCUGCAAAUCAAAGCAGCUGUUCCACCAACAUCCUGCAGCCAGCCAAGGAGACAGCCCUCGGCUGGUUUGGGCUGGGGAGCUCCACCAGCACUGCCCACUUUACACCCACACGGUGACUGCUGGGGCCGGUGAAGGCAAGAGUGGACUUGGGUCCAUCCUGGUAGCUCCAAAAUGAGCUCCAGCUCAAGGGACUACUGCCUUCCCAAAGAUCCCCCACUCCAGGGGAGCUGCUCAGCUCGGAGGGGCCUGGCUUUUGUGGCCGGGAUGUGCAGUGCCCCUGGAGAGGGGGUUCCUCUGGGGCUGCUGGGGUUCCUCUGGGGCCACCGGGGUUCCUCUGGGGCCACGGUGCUUCGCCAGCGUUCACAGAGCUCCCAGCAGAGCCCUGCUGGGCCCUGGACAGCCGGGCAGGGGCACAGGCAGAGCAGAGCUGGCUUUGCCCCCUCCACUCCGGUUCAGCCCUGUGACACGAACCGGGGCCGCUGCUCAGGUGCCCAAAACCUCCCCCUGCUCCUGCCCAGCGCAGGGCGAGGGGCUCCGCUCCCUCUCCCCGUUUCCACAGCUCCCUCCCCGGGGAUGCCGGGCUGCGAGCGCCCGGCGCUGCCCGUGCCCGGUGCCGCGGGGCUGCGCGUCCCAAAUCGCCGCCUCUCCCGCACCCAAUUCCCGGCAAAGUCCCCCCAAACUCCGUCCCCUCGGCGCAGCCCUGUCCGCUCACUGUGCUCCCCUCCGGGGGUCUCUCCUGGCCCCGAACCCCCUCCCCACAGCCCGGCAGCCGCUCCCGGGGCCCGGCCG